Messenger RNA from Clupea harengus (Atlantic herring), 2001 nucleotides. RefSeq names its product Ras-related associated with diabetes (gene rrad). Lineage: Eukaryota; Metazoa; Chordata; Actinopteri; Clupeiformes; Clupeidae. Gene Ontology annotation, biological process: negative regulation of high voltage-gated calcium channel activity. Gene Ontology annotation, cellular component: plasma membrane. The record is from RefSeq and is a predicted model, not a curated record. Gene Ontology annotation, molecular function: calcium channel regulator activity; GTP binding; GTPase activity.
GGGCUCCGCUCUCUCACUGUCAGAUCAAACCGAAACUCGCUCCGUUGAACUUAACCACAGGAUCUAAACGAGAGAGGAUUGUUGGACUAAGGAGUUUUAUCACACUAAAGAAGACGUUGGACACAAGAAAAUACGCAAUCUGAGUCAUGACUUUGAACAAAGGAGACAAGUUCCGGAACAUGGAUAAAAGAAGAGGCAGCAUGCCGUUCCCUAUGCACCUGCAAAACCUCCACAGACGGAGCAUGCCCGUGGAUGACCGCGAGCUGCGCGCCUCAAUGCCUCCGGUGCCCACCGAACAACUAUCCAACCUCAUGCGCUGCACGUCCUACGGCCCCGGCGAGCAGUACCGAGACAGCUGCGUCUCCGAUUCAUCGGACUCCGUUAUCUCCUCCGGCAGCGAUUCGGAAGGACAGGUGUACAAGGUGGUUCUUCUCGGCGAGCAGGGAGUGGGGAAGUCCAGCCUGGCACGAAUCUUCGGAGGAGUGGAGGACGGUCACGACUGUGAGGAUGCAGGAAACACAUACGACAGAUCAGUCGUUGUGGACGAUGAAGAAGCGUCCAUCCUUCUGUAUGACGUCUGGGAACAGGACACAAGCCAGUGGCUGAAAGACCAGUGCAUGCGGAUGGGAGAUGCGUACAUCAUCGUCUACUCCGUGACGGACAAGGCCAGCUUUGAGAAGGCGUCCGAGCUGCGAAUCCAGCUGCGCCGUGCUCGCCAGUCUGAAAACAUUCCCAUCAUCCUCGUGGGCAACAAGAGCGACCUGGUGCGAUCCAGAGAAGUGUCUGUGGAUGAGGGGAGUGCCUGUGCGGUGGUCUUUGACUGCAAGUUCAUCGAGACGUCUGCCUCGCUCCACCAUAACGUGCGCGAGCUGUUCGAGGGCAUCGUGCGGCAGAUCCGACUGCGCAAGGACAGCAAGGAGGAGAACGCGCGGCGCAUGGCCAGCUGCAAGCGGCGCGAGAGCAUCAGCAAGAAGGCCAAGCGCUUCCUCGGGCGGAUCGUGGCGCGCAAGAACAAGAAGAUGGCCUUCAGGCAGAAGUCAAAGUCCUGCCAUGACCUGUCAGUCCUCUGAACAACCCAGGCCUGCUUUCGCUCUCUCUCUCUCUCUCUCUCUCUCUCUCUCUCUCUCUCUCUCUCUCCCUCUCUCUCUCUGUCUUUGUUUUCUCUUUCUCUCCUUCUCUCUUUUUUGAGCUAUCUGCCAUCGGACCGGACGCUGUGUGUUUUUGACACUACAUCCCACCCUAAAAUGGACUGAUUCAGCUGUACAGAGAUAUAUUUGCAUAUUUUAUAUUGUAUAACCAUUAACACAAGAGUUACAAAUUAAAACAUAUAUAUAUAUUAUAUAUAUGAAAAAUAGACAAUGUAGAUGAUGAACCUGCAUGAAGCUUUUUGAACUUUCCUUUUCUUUUUUUCCUAUUCCGUUUUGCUGCCUUAAAUGUAUAGCGGUUGAAUUCUACCAUUGUAAAUACGAUGUAGAUCCACGACAAGGGAUUUUGAGGGUUGCCUUGGUGAUGGAAUGUAAUGAGUGGGCAUACUCCACCGUGCGGUCAGCCGUUUGUACAUUGGUUAGAAAUAUCCACUUUGUGACCUCAUGAUUGGUCAGGCAGGCAACAGUAGCUUCGGAAAAGCACAGCUAGUGAUUUCUCACAUGAUGUUAUCUGUCAUCUGGAAUCGUAUUUUACUUGAAACUGGGUACGCAGGCUCGUACUCCACAGAGAUCCAGGAACUGCAUUGGGGUGGGGGGUCAAAGAGGGUUGAUACGUUUUUUUUUUUUUGGAAGGGACAUUUUUCUUGCCACAAUCAAACCCCUGGUGUGAUUGAGUGAAAACAGACCAUAGACAAGCAAUAAAUGAAACCUGUGUUGUGAAUUUACUGUUUCAAACAGUUUUCAAAGAGAUUGAUUUGCACUUCUGUUAGAUAUUAUUCAACUGAAUUUUGUUAUAUGUUUACAUUGAGGUUUUGUAAUAAAAAAAAUGUAGUACAAAAUAAAAACUACAAAGAUA